Naegleria fowleri is the source of this 3003-nucleotide messenger RNA. RefSeq lists its product as uncharacterized. Gene Ontology annotation, molecular function: serine-type endopeptidase activity. Gene Ontology annotation, biological process: proteolysis. Lineage: Eukaryota; Heterolobosea; Eutetramitea; Acrasida; Naegleriidae. The transcript has 5 exons. The record is from RefSeq and is a predicted model, not a curated record. Bases 1 to 3003 code for a protein of 1000 amino acids.
AUGAGGACACUGUUGACGCCAACAGUCAGGAAAAGAAGAAAACAAGUGAAUGCUUUCACUCAACUUUUGACUCUUUGUUUUAUCUUUUUAUUGUUGCAUUCAAACAUUGUGUUCUCAGAAAAGAGUCAUCAUGACCGCUUUUCUCAUCCUCUCGAUGGAAGGAAUCUUUUAUUGGUGAUGAAGAACAGUGGAACGACAAGAUCUUCUGAAAUGACAUACGAUUCAUUCAUGAAUCCAUUCGACAAGACUCUCUCAUCCAUGGCAUGGGUCAACAACCACUUGAGAAGCAAUCAAGUCAGUCGAAUCCUUGUGAAUCUAUUUAUUCGACCUUCCACCCAAGUACUCCUCACCAAGAACAAUCUCAGAGCUUUGAGAACAGAAGUGUUCAGCAAUAGUCCAAUCUCUCAAGGAGACGAUGAACAACUCCUCCAAGUGGUAGCAGGUUCCAACAAUCGCAUCUUUACAAGUUGGCUUUCAUACCAAGAAUUGGAGGAAUUGUCCAAAAAAAAACAACAUCACCGAUUGAAAUUUGUGGAACGUGUGGAGAGAGUGCGAAAUGUUCAGCGAAUCAAUUUUCCUUACUUUUCCUUAGAGAGUCUCAAAUUUUCCACAUUGAGAGUGGACAUGGCAGAGUCCUCUCUUGGCAAAGAUUGUUCUUCCUCGUGUUCAUCAUCAUCAUUAUCAAUCCCCACAGCCUUUACUUUCAUGAAUCAAGUGAAGAUGAAAUUUUCAAAUCGAAUUCAAAACCUUCUCAGAGAACGAUUCAUUGAAUCAACCUUGUCAUUUAGAAACACUUUAGAAGGUCAAUCAUCAUCACCAUUCAUCAUCAAUAUGGAACGAAUGAUUCAGGAAUUGUCUGAUUCAUUAAGAUUAUCCAUUCAACCCAUUCAAACUGAACACGAUGAAUCCAAUAUCGAAGAGAAGAAUAUUCUUCGAAGGUCCUUUCGAAUUUCUCUUGAAAACUCUCUUCCCAAUCAGGAUUGGAUAAAACCCUUCCUUCCAAGCACCUCUGAAUUCUCCAUUCUCAAAAACAAUCCAGAAAAAUUCUUGUCAGAAUUGUACGAACAGAUGGGUGAAGAAUUUCUUUCCAUUCUUUUUGAGAACAAUGAACACAUUGAAAGAAUCUCUCGAGAAUUUCCACAAACUUUAUUGACUUUUGGAAGUAAUGAUGUUGUGCAAACUAAUAGUAGACUCUCUGAUACAAGAUAUUUAUGGAAUCAAGGAGUCACCGGAAAGGAUCAAAUUGUUCAUUUGAUUGAUUCUGGUCUCGAUGUGAAUCAUUGUUUCUUUUCAAAGAAAGGUGGUGUUGAAGAUUAUUACACAGUACCAAAUGUGAAUAAUCGAAAAGUAGUGUAUUAUGAGAAAGCAAAGUUAGGAGAUCGAAUGGAUAAGAAUGGACAUGGUUCUCAUACUUGUGGAAUUAUUGCUGGAAAUCCUGAAAGUAGUGCCACUUCGAGCGAUUCACCCAUACUGCAAGAUAUUGGAAUUGCCAAAGAUGCCAAACUUUACAUGACUGAUGCUGCUGUGAGUGUCCUCUUCUAUGUCGACAAUAUCACUCUAUACUUGUCCAAUGCGUACAAAGUUGGAGCUCGAAUUUCAAGUAACAGUUGGGGAAAUGCCAAUCCUUUGGAUUGUGUAUUUGAUUGUCAAUGUUUUGAAUCGAAUAGUAAUCGCACAAAACCAGUCACUAAUGAGUUUUGUUUGAAGCAAUACGGUAAAUUGUGUUGUCAAGUUGGAAAUGAAUAUGAUGUGAAUGCAGAACGAGUGGAUGACUUUCUGUUCAAGAAUGACGAAAUGAUAAUCAUCUUUGCAGCAGGAAACAAUGGACAUUAUGGAAGAGACGGCUCUGUGUUAUCACCUGCGGCAGCCAAAAAUUCGUUGGCCGUUGGAGCCAGUUAUUCCACACUUCGAGAAUAUUCAAGAAAGGAUCCCAAUGUGAAUGCUACCCUUUUCAAUCAUGAAAAUUUAGGAUAUUUUUCAUCCAGAGGUCCAACCUUUGAUAAUAGAAUUAAACCAGAAAUUGUCUCACCUGGUGUCGCCAUAUGGAGUGCAAGAGUGAAUAAUCCCUUCUGCGAUGCCUCUGCCUUAAUUCAGAAAACUGGAACUUCCAUGGCCGCCCCUUCCAUUGCUGGUUCCGCUGCAUUAAUUCGAGAUUACUUGCUUCAAAACAAUAAGAAGCGUCUUCUUCAAUACGAGUUGAUCAAUAAGUCUUCUUCUCAGACUCUGAGUGGCACAUUGGUGAAAGCCAUUUUAAUUCAUUCUGCCUCCACCAUGAAAGGAAGUGUCAAAUUGGACGGAGAUUUCACUCAGGAUAGAAAUUACGUGAAUCUCUCUCAAGAGUCAUAUCCAAACAAGUAUGUCGGGUAUGGAAGAGUGGAUUUAGGAAAUUUGUUGAGAUUUGGAGAUGCUGGCAAUUCCUUCUUUCUUGUGAAUCGAUUUGAAUUGGAUGCCUCUCAGAAAGUUUUAUUUAAAUUUAGAAUCAAAUCAUUGUUGACACAAUCAAUGCUCUUGAACACUGGAAUUAAGGCAACUCUUACAUGGUAUGAUCGAAAAGGGACACAAACGUCCUCCUCACAACCCAUUCUCAAACAAUUGAUUAAUGAUUUAAAUUUAUCGUUAGAAGUGAUUGAAAACACCUCUGGAAAUGUUACUCUUCGAUGUGUUGGAAAUGGAAAGUGUGUGAAUACUUUGGAUUCCAAUGGUGAUCUCGCUUACGAUUCAUUCAACAAUAUCGAAAGAAUUGAUUUGGAAAGAUUCUCAAACAUUCCUCCAAUAGAUUUGAGUCGUUCCUUGCUCACUUUUACGAUUGAGGCUUCUUCACAAAAUGUUGGAUCUCAGAAUUUCAGUCUUGUCGUGAGCAGUCAGGAGGAGAUUGAAUUAGAAUUUUUGGAAUACACUGUGGUGGUGUCGAGUAGUAGUAGUACAUCAUCUUCCAUCCAACACUUUUCUCUCACCUUCAUCCUCCUCCUUGUUGCUCUUCUCCUCACCAACUCCUGCCUUUAA